UCUGGGUAAUUGCUAAAGUCUUUCCAGGGGAGCUAGCAUGAAGCGUGGAGCCUUCAUUCAUUGUUUGCCUCACUGAUAUUUAUUUGAAGCAACGCCCGAUUAAAAAAAAACAAAAAAACCAAAACUGAUCAAAAACGCAAUAAUGGCACUCACACCUCUUGUUUAUUGGGCUCAACGCCAUGAAGAAAUUUACCUGCGAGUUGAGCUCACAGAUGCUCAGAAUAUUGACGUCCACGUGGAUGAAAAUGUCCUUCACUUUUCAGCCCAGGGGCAUGGUGCAAAAGGACAAAAUGAGUACAAGUUCAGCUUGGAGUUCCUCUUACCAGUAAAGCCACAGGUCAGCUACAAGUCCACACAGCGGCAGGUGAACAUUACAGUGCACAAAAUACAGCGAGGUUGGUGGGAAAAGCUGACUGUCCAGGAGCGUAAACCUGUCUUCCUGGCACCGGACUUUGAUCGCUGGCUGGACGAGUCAGACGCUGAGAUGGAAAUCAGAGAAAAGGAGGAGAAAAGGAACAGGCUGAAGGCUUCAAGACAAAAAGAAGAAGGGUUCGUCAGCCUGAAAACUGUGUUCUUGAUUGUGUACAACCUGGUCCAGUUUCUUGGUUUUUCAUGGAUCUUUGUCAACAUGACAGUGCGUCUGUUUAUCAUUGGCAGAGAUUCCCUCUAUGACACAUUUCACACAAUUUCGGAUAUGAUGUUCUUCUGCCAGAUCCUGGCAUCAGUGGAAGUCCUGAAUGCUGCUUUUGGUGUAGUCAAGACAGGUGUUAUACCAACUCUUAUACAGGUGGUCGGAAGGAAUUUUAUCCUCUUCAUCAUUUUUGGUAGUCUGGAGGAAAUGCACCACAAGCCAGUUGUGUUCUUUGUUUUCUAUCUGUGGAGUGCUAUUGAAAUUUUUAGGUAUCCCUUUUACAUGCUGGGCUGUUUCAAUACAGAGUGGAAAACCCUCACUUGGCUGCGGUAUACUGUCUGGAUGCCACUGUAUCCACUAGGUGUUUUAGCAGAAGCUGUUGCAGUGAUCCAGUCCAUCCCCAUCUUUGAUGAAUCUAAACUCUUCAGCAUUCCUCUGACUAAAGUGAUUGGGACCUCUGUCAGCUUCUCUUACUUCCUGUACAUUUAUCUUGUUCUCAUGUUUUUGGGACUUUUUAUCAACUUUCACCACCUUUACAAGCAGAGGAAGAGGCGCUUCCGGACCAAAAAGAGGAAAGCAAAUUGAGACUCAACACCAACAGCAAACCUUGAACGCCUUUGCUGCCUGCUUAUUCCUUGACAUUUUAAUGAUCAUCAUCCAUAUGUCAAGUUUAUUAUCAACUCAAUUUUUGACAGCCUGUCCAUAUUCACUAAAAUGACUUCCUUUAUGGCUAUUAUUAACACAAUAGAUGAUGGAGUAUUUCUUUCCUCAUUGCAUGAACGAGCAAACUUACUGGUGACCAAGUUUGCACACAUACAUUUCCAUAGCACCUGUGUGAUAGUGGCCCCCCCCUUUAGUCUUGUUUUUCUCCUAUGCAGUGCUAUUUUUGACUGAAUGCAUUGCAAGAAGCACUGAUAAGAAAACUCUGUUAUCAUUUCAUAUUCAGUCACUGCCAUAUGUAUGAAGAAAACAAGUCAUUUCACAUGACAAGUUCUUGGUUAUAAUUUCACAAUUCCAAACCAUUCCACAAAGCUCAGGGAAAAAUAACCAGACUGCUAAAACAGAAAAAUAAUGUGUCCGUUGUGCUCAACAACAACCUUCAAGGAGCAAUGUUAAAUUGUAAGGGUUUUUUUUUUCAGGCUGCUUUUUUAUUAUUUGCACUUGAAUUAUGAAUGCCAACAUUAAUAGCCGUUUACUUGGUGUUCUGUAAAUGUGGCAGUUAUUUGACAAUGAAUAAAAAUCAAAAUUUAA
This is a messenger RNA of Oreochromis aureus, 1882 nucleotides long. It is a transcript of the gene hacd3, whose product is annotated as 3-hydroxyacyl-CoA dehydratase 3. The coding region runs from base 143 to 1216 and encodes 357 amino acids. The record is from RefSeq and is a predicted model, not a curated record. Gene Ontology annotation, cellular component: endoplasmic reticulum membrane. Gene Ontology annotation, molecular function: 3-hydroxyacyl-CoA dehydratase activity. The transcript is spliced from 11 exons. NCBI's taxonomy places the organism in Eukaryota, Metazoa, Chordata, Actinopteri, Cichliformes, Cichlidae. Gene Ontology annotation, biological process: very long-chain fatty acid biosynthetic process; sphingolipid biosynthetic process; fatty acid elongation.